AUGGAACAGAUAUCGCAGAUAGGGAGGGGUGGGUUCGGAGAGGUAUAUCAAGUUAAGCAUAUAACUGACUGUCAGGUCUACGCGGUUAAAAUUGUAAAGUUCCUUGAUACAUAUGACGAUCACAAGAGGAAAGAAAUAUUAAAAGAGGUACAAAAACUGUUAGAAUGUGUAAAGUAUUUACACGACUCGUGUCCACCGGUUAUCCAUCGGGACCUCAAACCGUCAAAUGUAUUGAUUUCACAAAAUAGUAAUAAUAAUCGUUUCAUAAAACUUUGUGACUUCGGUUCCGCCACUUAUCACGAAAUGACAUCUCAGAGACAUACCUCUAAUGUCGGGACUUCACAAUAUAUGGCACCAGAAACAAUCGGCCGACCAGUGGUCGAGUUAUCGACGACUAUAACCAGUGGUCAGUCGGCAGACAAAUAA
This is a messenger RNA of Medioppia subpectinata, 426 nucleotides long. The record is from the annotation of a GenBank genome assembly. NCBI's taxonomy places the organism in Eukaryota, Metazoa, Arthropoda, Arachnida, Sarcoptiformes, Oppiidae.